AUGUUUGAUUCAGCGAAGCGCAUUGCCGGCACUUCGGAUGAGCAAUUGAAGAUCAGCCGGGUGCCCGCGAAGGAGCGGUUCAAGGGGUCUCGUGAACGCAUGAAGAGCGGUGACCGACGAGCUUUCGCGCGAGUCCUGUAUACGAGGUACUUUUUCGAGGGCGCAGGCUUAUUCGAAAAACUGCAUGGUCUAGACAACGAUAAGUUAGGAUUGCCGAGGGAGGGCUUGGAUAAAUAUACAGAGAAAGCCAUGCAGCUGGAGCAAGACGAGUACUGGGCGAAGUACGGUCUUUAA
Messenger RNA from Ascochyta rabiei, 294 nucleotides. RefSeq lists its product as uncharacterized. The record is from RefSeq and is a predicted model, not a curated record. The transcript has a single exon. Lineage: Eukaryota; Fungi; Ascomycota; Dothideomycetes; Pleosporales; Didymellaceae. Bases 1 to 294 code for a protein of 97 amino acids.